GAGUCGAAUAACUCAGGGAACUCGUUUUCCUUUAGCUCUCUCUUUCUAGGUUUUUGUUUAUAUACUUUGAGCUCUCUUACAAGCUCCUCGAGGUUUUAACCCCUUUCUUUCCUUGCACUUUCUCGCACUUUCUCGCGUUUUCUCUUCUCUGGUGGAAGCUCAUCUCAGCUAGAUCUCUGAUUAGGUGUUGUUACACUUGGAAGUUUAUGGAAGAAUACAAUCAUCAAAGCUAGUGUUUGCCUAUGUAUUCAAAAGGAUCUGGUCAAGGAGAUGGGCCAGUUUCUAGGCCUGUGCGCACAAGUGAUAGGCUUAGAAGAAGGCCAAAAGUGUAUGGCCGCCCAUAUUUGUAUUACACUCCAACCAUCAUUCGAACUAGGAAAAGCAAGACAAAGACAAGGACGGCAGCAUCUCGCAUUGCCAAAAUGUUGCGCUCAGGGGAUCGGCCAGUGCGGACUUCCAACAACAAUUCAGGCACACCCAAUCUUCGACGUUCGUCAAGAAAGAGGAGAGUUUCUGUGAAUCUUACUGGUUAUACUGACAGUUCCGGUUCAGAGGAUGAAGACAUGAUGAGACCUUCAUAUCGACCUUUGAGGAACCAGGUUGAUAACAGUGUAAGUCAAGAUGAGUUUCCUUCUCCCAAGCGUAAAAAGACUAUGGAGACUAAAGAAACUCCUCGGCGUGAAGGACUGCGCCCUCGUCGGUCAAAAGCAGCUGCAAUUAAACGAAUGAAUUUGGAUUUUGGUGAUGAGCAGGACACUUCAGAGGAGAAAGUUGGCGAGGAUGAAACUGAAAAUGGGAAUGAUUUAGAUGACGAUGCUGCAGAUGAUGGCCAAAAUGAGGAAGAGGGUGAUGCUGAAGAUGAGGGUGAUGGAGAGGCUGAGGGUGAAGAUGAAGGAGAAGAUGAUGGUGAUGACGAGGAGGGUGAAGAAGAGCAGGAAGGAAGGAGGCGAUAUGAUCUUCGAAAUCGUGCUGAUGUACGCAGGCUUUCUAUGGAUGAGAGCAAGCAAAGAGCUAGAUCUCCUCGGAGGGUUUUGCAUCAAGGAAUGGGGACUAAGGUCAGCAGGGAUGUUAGGAAGGGUGGAUCACGAGUUCAUAAGCGUCAUCGUCUAGCAAGAGCCGAGGAUUCUGAUGAUUCUCUUCUUGUGGAUGAGCUGGAUCAGGGGCCUGCUAUUCCCUGGGGUCGAGGUGGGAGCAGAUCUGGACCACCUUGGCUGUUUGGGGGACUAGACAUGCAUGGGACAACACCAUGGGGAUUAAAUGUUGCUGCAUCUGGUUGGGGCCAUCAAAGUGAUGCUUUUGCUACAUUGACUUCUGGGAUUCAGACUGCUGGACCAAGUUCUAAAGGAGGGGCAGAUAUUCAACCCUUACAGGUUGAUGAGAGUGUAAGCUUUGAUGAAAUAGGCGGGCUUUCUGAAUAUAUUGAUGCUUUAAAGGAAAUGGUUUUCUUUCCCUUGUUGUAUCCAGAUUUCUUUGCAAGUUAUCACAUCACCCCACCUAGGGGUGUCUUGUUGUGUGGUCCUCCUGGCACAGGUAAGACAUUGAUUGCCAGAGCAUUAGCAUGUGCUGCUUCAAAGGCAGGUCAGAAAGUCAGUUUUUACAUGCGAAAGGGUGCUGAUGUGCUUAGCAAGUGGGUUGGUGAGGCUGAAAGACAAUUGAAACUUCUUUUUGAGGAGGCACAAAGGAAUCAGCCUUCCAUCAUUUUCUUUGAUGAGAUAGAUGGUCUUGCUCCUGUGAGGUCUAGCAAACAAGAGCAGAUUCACAAUUCAAUCGUCUCCACUUUGCUUGCCCUCAUGGAUGGUCUUGAUUCUCGUGGACAAGUUGUUUUGAUUGGAGCAACCAACAGGAUUGAUGCUAUUGAUGGAGCCUUAAGGCGCCCUGGGCGAUUUGAUCGUGAAUUCAAUUUUCCUUUGCCUGGCUGUGAAGCACGUGCUGAAAUAUUAGAUAUUCACACUCGGAAGUGGAGGCAACCUCCUUCUAAGGAACUUAAAAUGGAACUUGCAGCUAGUUGUGUGGGAUAUUGCGGUGCAGAUUUGAAGGCCCUAUGCACUGAAGCUGCCAUUCGUGCAUUUCGUGAAAAAUAUCCUCAAGUGUACACUAGUGAUGAUAAAUUUUUGAUAGAUGUUGACUCGGUGAAGGUUGAAAAGUAUCACUUUGUAGAGGCCAUGUCAACAAUUACUCCCGCUGCUCACAGAGGUUCCAUUGUUCACUCUAGGCCAUUGUCUUUGGUAGUUGCACCGUGCCUGCAAAGACAUCUCCAGAAAGCCAUGAACUAUAUAUCUGACAUAUUUCCUCCCCUAACAGUGUCAUCUGAGUUGACUAAGCUUUCUAUGCUCUCAUAUGGAUCUGCAAUUCCUCUUGUUUAUAGGCCUCGGCUUCUGUUGUGUGGUGGUGAUGGUUCUGGCUUGGAUCAUCUUGGACCUGCAAUUUUACAUGAGCUAGAGAAAUUUCCUGUACAUUCUCUUGGUCUUCCAUCACUUCUUUCGGAUCCUAGUGCAAAGACACCAGAGGAAGCACUGGUUCAUAUAUUUGGCGAAGCAAGAAGAACAACACCAUCUAUACUCUAUAUACCCCAGUUUAAUCUAUGGUGGGAUAACGCACAUGAACAGCUAAGGGCCGUACUGCUUACUCUUUUAGAAGAGUUGCCUUCGGACUUACCUAUAUUGUUACUUGGAACAUCCUCAAUUUUACUAGCUGAAUUUGACGGGAAUCCAUAUUCAGUAUUUCCUCAGCGUAGUGUCUAUCAAGUGGACAAACCAUCAACUGAAGACAGAUCUUUGUUUUUUGACCGUUUAAUUGAAGCUGCUUUGUCAGUCUUGUUGGAGGCUGUGACCAAAAAGUCCCGGGAAUCAGAAUCUCUUCCUGAACUUCCCAAGGUGCCAAAAGUGGCAAGUGGACCAAAGGUCUCAGAAUUGAAGGCCAAAGUAGAAGCUGAGCAACAUGCUCUUCGCCGGUUACGGAUGUGCCUUAGAGAUGUUUGCAACCGGAUAUUUUACGAUAAAAGAUUUAGUGUCUUUCAUUACCCAGUCACUGAUGAGGACGCACCAAACUACCGCUCAAUAAUCCAGAACCCUAUGGAUGUGGCUACUCUAUUGCAGCGGGUUGACUCUGGGCAAUAUCUUACCUGUGCAGCUUUUCUGCAAGAUGUUGAUCUGAUUGUAACCAAUGCAAAGGCUUAUAACGGAGAUGAUUAUAAUGGUGCUAGGAUUGUUAGUAGAGCUUAUGAACUACGGGAUGCAGUACAUGGGAUGCUGUCACAGAUGGACCCUGCACUGGUUGCUUAUUGUGACAAAAUAGCUGUCCAAGGGGGUCCAGCACAUAUGCCAGAUGAUAUAGGGGUGUCUACUCUCCCCUUGCUACCUGUUGUGCAGCUUGGAACUGUCACUCGAGCAAGUGCCCGACUUCGGAAUGUCCAGCCAGAGGUCAAUCUUCAAAGUUAUGAGGCUUUGAAAAGGCCAAAGAAGAAUGUUGAUACUGUCCUUGCAGAGGAAAAAUCAAGGAUCAUAGAUUCAGUACAAACCAAGUCAUCUGAAGCCCUGGAGGCAAACGAGAUAAACUGUGAGAGGCCUGAAUCUACUUGUGGUGAUGGCAACCAGCAAGAAAGUUGUACAGAAGCUUCUGAUCUGAUAAAUGGGAGUGGAUCCGAGGACAUUAGAAUGGCAGAUGACGAGAUUUCAAACCAAGUGGAAUCUGCCAAGCAACUGUUUGUGGAGCGAACCAAAAGCUACAGUAUUCCUCAGCUGGAAAGGCUGUACACUCGUAUUAUGAAAGGGAUUUUUGAAACCAGGGACAAAGGAGUUGAAGAUGAUCCCAAGCCUUCAAUUUUGAAGUUCUUAUUGAAAUUUGCUGAGGAUGAGGCCAAUUUCUGAUCUCAAAUGCCUCUCCUCACAGAGAAAGAAAAACAAAACAAAAAAAACCAAAAAAAAAAAAGGAAGAAGAANAAAAAAAAAGGAAGAGAAGGAAACAAAAAGGAAACCCUUUAGGUAGCUGUAAAGUCGGGAUUUUCUUUUCUUUUUCAAUUCAUAUUAUUGAGUGAAGGCAAUCUGUGUGUGUCUCUUUGGGUGCGUGUGGUAUAUGGUGUGCGCUCAAGCAGACAUGCUUGUUAGGAAUACAAGCCAUGAUUCAAUUUCCAUCUUCA
This is a messenger RNA of Theobroma cacao (cacao), 4135 nucleotides long. RefSeq names its product cell division cycle protein 48-related / CDC48-like protein. NCBI's taxonomy places the organism in Eukaryota, Viridiplantae, Streptophyta, Magnoliopsida, Malvales, Malvaceae. Gene Ontology annotation, biological process: nucleosome assembly; transcription initiation-coupled chromatin remodeling; nucleosome disassembly. Gene Ontology annotation, cellular component: nucleus. Gene Ontology annotation, molecular function: histone binding; chromatin binding; ATP hydrolysis activity. The record is from RefSeq and is a predicted model, not a curated record.